AUGAACAGAGUGAUUAAUCAGCUUUCCGGUAAGUUGAUGAAGGAUAAAAGUAUCAUCACCGGAACUAGCGGUGGAGAUUCGACGACUUUCCGAUCUGCCGUCAAGGAAUCUACAUCAUCGCCGUCGAAUUCAGUCGCGUCUUCGCCUUCUUCGGUGAGGAGACUAAAAGGCGAUCUGGAAUCGAGCCGGUUUGGUGCGGCGGCGAGUGAGAAGCUGAGACUGGCGGAGGAAUCUCUGAGGACGGUUAUGUUUCUGAGCUGUUGGGGAUCUUGUUAG
Messenger RNA from Arabis nemorensis, 276 nucleotides. The record is from the annotation of a GenBank genome assembly. NCBI's taxonomy places the organism in Eukaryota, Viridiplantae, Streptophyta, Magnoliopsida, Brassicales, Brassicaceae.